UGUCUCCUAUCGAGGCAGCCGAAAUUAGUUCCAAAUAAAUGAGUAGAUAGACAAAUCCUAUGAGUCUUGUAAUUACUCAAGUGUCAUAUAUAAGUUUAAAAACUUGAAGACAAAAUAUUUAGGCAGCAAUUCUGGCUAUGUAAGAAUGUUACAGAGGAACAAAUGUGGCCUAUGGCGCAUUGAUUUUUGUCAUAAAUGCAGUGUAAAUGUGUGUUUCUCUCUCCUAUGUGCGCCAUAAUAAGCCCAUCGUGUGAUUCGGACUUCCCGAUGGCAGCAUAACUUUCUGUUAUAUUUUACAUUGCGCUAAGGUGAAAAACACGUGUGCUAAUCACAAGGAGCACAUCUUGGACUAUCUAUGAUUUGUGUGGGACAUUCACCGGGCGGCUAGAGCCGACGCAAGGCCCUACAAUCAACUGUUUUCAUCGAAUAAUGGCUACAGAAUUGGCUGGAAAUGCCAACUCUGCUGGUCGAGAAAACUCGAACCAACCAGGCAACCACCUCGACGAAAAUAUGGAUAGGCCUAACGUGAACAGGCCUAUGCACGUUGGUUCAGGACCAAAUCCUGCAGGACCUGGAGGACCUGGUAGUCUUCUAGGUAGAACUACGCCUACGUCUGGAAAUAAUUUAGCUAAUCCUUCCAUGAGAAAUCAAUCUGGGGACAUAUCAUUGAAAAUGACUGGUGCAUCUCGCGAUGGAUACGGUGGGGGUGUACCACCACAUCAACAACUGUCUGGAAUGAUGAUGGGAGACAAUAGAAUGAACCCAUAUCAUAGACCAGGGACUCAUCCAGCUGGAGGUAACCCAAAUAAUCCAUAUAUGAGUAACAGUGGUGGUCACAUAGGUGGUAUGUCUAAUUUGGCAGGAUAUAAUGGUACUGGAUUUUAUGGCAAUGAGGCACAACAAAGGACAGUGAUGGGAAGUGGUGGAUAUGGUGGUGGAAUACCCCCAGCUACACCUCCAAAUCAACACAUGGUUCCCGGAAAUAUGCAUCCGAAUAUGGGAGGUGGUUCCCAGCCUCCAAAUCAAUUUAACCAGUACGAUGGACACUUGCAGAACCGAGGCUUUCAGACUUCAGUUUCGCGAAACAGUGCAUCAAAUCCAAUGAACAAUUAUGCACCGCAACAACAGAGAAUUUCAAGUUCUGCUCCUACACUUUCACAGCUUUUACAGGGACAAAAACCUAGCCCAAAUUAUUCUGCUUACUCAAGUCAAAAUGUGAAUAAAGGAGCUGACAAUCAUGUAAUGGGCAUGCUAGGCAACCAGACAUAUCCACACCAACAGUGGGGACAAAGAAUGCCACUAAAUACAGGACAGUUAGGCCCGCCUGGAUAUGGACAAUCAAUGGGUCGAAAUCAGAUGAACAUGAUGCCGGAUGGUAGUCCAAUGCCGAAGCGUCCAAGCCCAUUCCAAUCAUCGCCUUAUCAACAAGGUCAGUAUGGUCCAGGUGGUAGGCCAUAUCCAGGCAUGCCCCCAUCUCGUUACCCGAUGACCAGUAGGAGUCAGCCAAUGCCUAGCUCUGUCAGUGGAAAUGGCCCAUACUCUCAACAGCAUGGCUCCCAAAACCUCACCUCUAAUAGCCAACAACAGAAUUUUAUACUACAGCAACAAGGAGCCAACCAGAAGCCAAAGGAGGCAGAGAGUGGAGGUAUAGAUGAUGGCACAAGUAGUAAUGAUUUCAACCAAACUGGGACGUCAGUGGCUCCAUCUCAGCAAACAGAUUCCUUUUCACAAUCAUCUCAAUCACCUCAUCUGCAUCCUACAGUCUCCGCUCUUAGGCCGUCUACAUCUCCAGUGGGUUCGCCAUCAAGCCACAUGUCUAGAUCAUCUGUCUCUCCUGCAAGUAUCCAUGGUGGCUCAAUAACCCCACAACCUCCAUCUAUGCCGCCACCACCUGCCAGCCAAUCGGAUUCUUCAACAAUAAAUCAGAUGAACCAGUCACCGAUGAGCUCUCAAGAAAGAGGUUUUAAUAGUGAAUUAAUGUCUUCAGGCCACCAGAUGGCGAUGUCUGGCUACCCUAAUCAACAGCAACAGAUGAGAACUAAUAUUCAUUCUACAUUCCCCCCAUACGCAAGCAUGGCACAGAAUCAGCCAAUGGGCAGCUUUUCCCAGGGAGGGGGUAAUAUGGCCCCUUACGCCCAAGGAAUGCAAGGACCAAUGCAACAAGGUAAUAUAGGAAGACCUCAUAGUAUGACAGGAUAUGAUGGAUACGGCUCUAAUCCAAAUGUACCUGGGCCGAAUAUGCCUGGCCCAAAUAUGGCUGGACCAAAUAUGUCUGGUCCUAAUAUGCCUGGCCCAAGCAUGCCCGGUCCAAACAUGACUGGACCGAACAUGACUGGACCGAACAUGCCUGGACCGAACAUGCCUGGUCCCAACAUGCCUGGUCCCAACAUGCCCGGUCCCAACAUACCCGGUCCCAACAUACCCGGUCCCAACAUGCCUGGUCCCAACAUGCCUGGUUCUGCUGCAAUGGGAGACACAAUGACUCUUGAUUCAAGAGGACCACGAGGUGCUAGUAACAUGGACGGUCUCAACUCACAGUUUAACGCAUACAACUCAGGAAAUAUGCCAAGUAUGCCGCAUUCCAAUGCUAACAUGAAAAGUCCACGAGGACCGAAUGCCUACCAAAGGAAUGAUACACAGGCAGGAGUAGGAACAGGAGCACCAGGUGCUGAUAGCCCGUCGAGCAUAAGAGGAGCCCAGGCUGCUGCUGCUGCUGCUGUCUUAGCUGCUGCAAACAGCGCUCAUAAAUUUCGAGGUGCGGGAGUGCAGAAUCAGAGACCAUUAACAAAUCAGUUCCCGACCGGUGGAGGUUUCGGUGGCUGGCCACCACAGCAGAACCAGAUGGUUCUGGGUGGUGGAGCACCUGGACAAGAAUCUGACAGAAUGACCUCAGGUCCCACGAUAGAAAAUGGUAUGCCAGGUAAAUCAAGUCCUACAAACUUGCCAGUUCCAUCAGAUAAUGUUGAUACUAAAAGCACUGCAGAUGUGAUGAAGCAGGAAAGUGUAAAUACAAUGGAAGCCGUAGAGGCUAAUAGUUUACCCACCAUUAAAGAAGAACCUUCAGAAACCCAGCAAGAUAAGAAGGUAACUGAACCACCAACUCCACCAGAGGGAAUAACCGGCGCUUCCCCAGUUGCCUCAUCCGGGGACGAAACCAAGUCAUCCCAAGAUAACAACAAGGAAGUGAAUGAUGUAAAACCACCGACUGUUAAACGAGAGAAAAAGGAUCCCUCCUACAAUAAGAUUGAAAGACUAUAUGAGUUGUGUGACCACCCAGAUAGAAAGCCUUUCUUAGAUACAUUAGUAAAAUUGAUGGAAGCAAAAGGAGAACCAAUAGUGUCAUUACCCACAAGCCGCAGCGGUAUUUUAGAUCUAUUCAAAUUGUAUAGGAAUGUCCAGGAGAAAGGUGGAUUAGCUGAAGUUUCAAAGAAUAAAUUAUGGAAGGAGAUAGCAAGUACUGUGCAUUUCGGUACCACAAAUCAUGCAGGAUACACAGUUAAAAAGCACUAUGAGAAAUUCUUGUUAUCGUACGAAUAUGAACACGCCAGAGCGAGUCCGAAGCAUAUAUAUGCAGACACACACCACUCAAAUUCUAACAACUCUUCAGCCUCUUCACCUGGAAUCAAUUCUAUAGCAGACUUGCCUAAUUCAAUAGCUUCUCCCUCUCUGGACAACUUGAAGAGACCACCAAGUCAAACCUCACAACCAGGUACUCCCGGUGACACGCGGAGUAGCUCGUCACCGAUGAUGCCACAACCAGUUCCACAAAUACCAAAUACAGAUAACUCGAAGGAUAGUAUAACUGUUCGAGAUCCUUUUGAUGAUGCUAUACCAAAUAAUACUAUAGCAAGGCCAAACUUCCCAGGGAGGUCGACUCCAAACACCGGUAUGGACCCAACAUGGAAUAGUUCAGUGCCCGGCUCAGAACCAUUUAUGAAUAAGAUGGCAAUGAUGAAUGCCCAAGGGAAUGAUAUGUACAGCGGCAGACGGAAUGCACCCAGUAUGCCACAGGAUUCUUUCAAUCGACGUCCUAUGCCUUCUGGGCCUGGUAUGGGAGGCAAUCGACUCUAUGGACCUCAAUUUGAUCGGGAAGGAAUGAACCAAGGUGGGCCAAUGGCAAACAACUCAAUGGAUCAGAGUAUGUAUCCAUCACGGUAUGGAGGACAGCCACCCCAAGGGCCUAGACCACAAGGCCAGGAUGGUUCAUACAUGGCACCACCAUACCAAGGACCGUAUCCAGGACAGCAGCCUCAAGGGAUGUUUUCAAAUGAUGGCAUACGACCCAACUAUCCACAGAAACGACCACCGACUGAUAUGGUUGGCCCUUCACCAAAAAGGGGUCCUGAUUUCAUGAAUCAAGGAGGUAUGAUGCCAAGACCCAACAGUUACCGUGGUGGAAUGCCGCCCUUUUCACAACAAAGCAACUAUCCUCCACAGCCAGGUAAUUUUGCAUCUGGUGACCCUGGGAUGAACACUCAGAGCCCUUUUCCCAAACCAAACCAUGAAAGACAUCCAGGACCCAUGAAUUCUGCAGGCAUGUACAGUAACCCAUAUUCUGCUGAUCAAUCUAUUCCACCCAUUGGGGGAGGACCAAGCAUGCCUGUACCACCACCAGGACCCCCUAACUCCUGGGCUGCGUGGAGUGACACUCAUUUUCCUAAUUCCUCUCAAGGUGGUCCAAAACGUGAUGGUUACAACGCCAUGCGGUUCCGAGAUGGUCACGGUCCUUCACCAUCCUGGGGAACUAUGCAACAGCGACCAGGCGGAUCGCCAUAUUCGAACGCCUCACCAGGGAUGCUCCUAGGUGCUCAGGCUGGAGCACCGAGGCUGGCAGCGUUGAUGUCCGCCACAAGGGAAAAACAUCACCAGAUGCAACAGCACAGCAGGAUGCGACAGCAUAGAGGACAGAUGAGCCAGAGUUCUCAUGUUCAGAAGGAAGUGAUCUACCCACCAGGCUCAGUGGAGGCUAAGCAACCAAGUUUGGUGAAAAGACGGAGACUAAAAGCCAAAGAUUGUGGGGCUGUAGAGGCUAUGAGGCUGACCAUGUGCUUAAAAUCUGGGUUACUGGCAGAAAGCAGAUGGGCCUUGGAUAUGAUGAAUAUUCUAUUGUUUGAUGAUUCCACAGUCAUGUAUUUUGAUCUUAAACAGCUUCCUGGAUUGCUGGAAUUAGUCAUGGACCAUUUUAGAGCUUGUCUCGUGCUGCUAUUUGAGCAAUUUAAGGAUCUGGAACUGAAAUCAAAUAAACAAUUGGAUAUGGAUAAUAAAAACAAGUGUAGCAAACGGACAGACAAGCCAUGUGUAACAAAUUCUACUGAUAAAACAAAGUGUAACGAAGAAGACUUUAAAAGUGAUGUUGAUAGAACUGAAGAAUUUUUAGAAGAAAUACCAGAAAGGACUGAUUAUGACAAAGAAGAUUUUAAAACUGUUAAAGACCUUCUAGAUGUUGAAUCAGUGCAGAAUGUUACCACAGAAAAGUUAAAAGGUAGAGAUAAAAGCAAGAAUGUUGGCCUGGUUGAAGCAUCUGCAAUUUUUCUUGAUGAGAUAAAGGAAUGGGAUGUCUAUGAAGGGUUUGAGAGUGACAAGACUCAUUGGAGCUUAGGUGGAGGUGACUUAACACAACAUAUUGUAAAUGUUUUUGAGAAGAAGAAACAAACAGUCUUUCCAUACCCAGGAUUAAAACUAAAGGAAAGUAGUCCGGCUUGUGAACCACAAGAGCAAACAAUGAGUAGCGAGGAACUGAUAGAUUCAUUGGAGCCAUUUGACAAAGACAAUCAAGAAAAGAAGUUGACAUAUGCAUCGAUGUCAAAGAAAAGAGAUGAUGAAAUAGUAUUAGAAGAUGAGGGGCUGACAAAUGAUGUAUAUGCUCUGUGUGUAUCCAGCGAGUAUAAAGACUCAAUAUCACGAUUGUGUGUUUGUAUCUCCAAUAUCCUUAGAAGCUUGUCGUUUAUUCCUGGUAACGAUAUUGAACUUGUAAAACAUACUGGCUUUCUGCUAGUCAUUGGCCGUCUUUUGCUCAUGAGUCAUUGUCAUCCCGAGAGGAAGGUAACCAAUACUUCCAGUACACCCAAAGACAAAGAUGAUUCAUUAGAUGAUUGCCCAUAUUCAGACAAGUUUCAACAAUCAUGGGACUGCUUGAAUCAGUUGCGAGAGAAUGCUCUUGUUAUAUUAAGUAACAUUUGUGGCCAUUUGGACCUGUCCAUUUAUCCGGAAAAAAUAUGCAUGCCGAUUCUGGAUGGCCUAUUGCAUUGGGUUGUUUGCCCAUCAUCUUAUGCUGUCGACCCCUUUCCAUCGCUCCCAGCCAGUUCCCCGCUAUCACCAAAGCGACUCGCAUUAGAGACCCUCGCAAAACUCACACUGAAGGACAACAACGUAGACAUGGUGCUUGCUACACCACCAUUUACGCGCAUCCAAAGGGUUUUUACAAACCUGGUACAGCACUUGGUGGAUCGCAAAAACCCUGUUGUGCGUGAAUUCUCUGUUGUGCUUCUUUCAAAUCUGGCCAACGGAAGUAGUAUUGCUGGCCGUGCCAUUGCUUGUCAGACGGCCAGCAUCUCUAAUCUGAUUUCUUUCAUUGAGGAUUUUGAAUUGGCCAGUAAUCCAGCUAGCGUUCGGGAUUUGGUCGAACCCGAUAAGGAUAUGAUGCGUCGUGCAGCGUAUGCAUUGUCUGCUCUUGCCAAGGUUCCUGAGAACCGCCCUCUAUUCAUCCAGUACCAAGCGAGACUUCUGAACAUAGCCAUAGCUUCCGCGUCGUCAGUAAACAGUGUCCCUCCACUUGUACAGCAGUACAUAGGAGAUGUACUGUACGAAAUCUCUUUGUCAUGACAUAUAUACAUGUGAAUAAAUUUACUUUAGAGAUUGUCCAAAUUAAAAAAAAAACACUUUUUAAAGUUGUUAAAUGAAGCAAGUGGAAUACCUCAGAUAUUAAUUACUACUAUUGUCUUUGUAUGUGCAUGCCUAUGUAGGCAUUUUUUGGUUUCCUAAUUUCUCUAUGACAAUUCCAUGCUUAUGUAAACAGGACAAUUGUUUAAAACAAGGUUGAUGUCCUUAUAAGAAAUAUGGCAGAAGAUAGGCAUGUCAUUUUUAAAUUGUGCCAAUAUGAAAUAUGUAGGGACUGGUAUUGACCAUCAUGAGUGGCUCAAAAAAUGGUGCUUAUUUCUUUUUUUUUCUCCUAUAUCUAGGUUAAGUAUAUUAAAAUUCUUUAUGCUAUUCUCUAUACUCACUUAAUGAGGUAGCGGUAGCUAUCUUUUCCCACUGGCCGUUUCAAGUAAACUAAAAUUUGAUAAAUUGAAUUAAAACCUUGAAAUAUUAGUGGGGGAAAGGUUUAUCCCAAAACUAUUUGUACUCUCUGAAACAUUUUGAAUAAGUAAUUUCUGUUGGCUGUUUGUUUUUUGUUUGUUUUUUUUGGAGGAGCAUUAUAUUAGCUUUUUGUACCUCUCCUGUGUUGGUGGUCUGUAUUGUGUGGUUACUGUAGUGUCUAUUGGAUCAUUCUUAAAUCAUCAUCCUAGCUUGAUUUCAUAUUGUCGUAAGAAAGUAUUUUUGAGAGAAAUUUACAUAAUAUUGAAAAUCGUGUAUAAUGAGGAAACUGCCUGAAAUUGUUUGAAGGCAAAGACAAUUGUGAAUAUAUGUUAAGUCGAUCUGAGAGUAUGGAUUCAAAACGCUUGAUUUAAAUGGUUUUAAUGGGAUUCCACAGGACUGAGGUUGAACAUCUCAUUAUCCUUAAGCUGAUAUAAUUUAAAGGGAGCAUCCCUAAUAGGAUCUCUGAAACUCAUCAUGAGCAUUGGAUUUUAAUUGGAUGGCCUUUGUGUGCUUUCCAGAAUAAGAAUUGAGCAAAUAUAGAGAAUAUAUUUAAAUUUCUAUUAGUAUAUCCUACUAAAACAAGGAAUACCGAUGAAUUUUGUUUUUGUAGUACGAUGAUUGAUAUGCUUCUAAAUUGUAUUUAUUAGAAUGGAUGAACUGUAUUUUGGCUUCCACGACCAGACAGCUGUUUCAUGUGUAAGUUGGUAGCUUGUAUGCUAAGCUACGAUUUUUAGAAACAUGUUAGGAAAUAUUAUCAAAAACAUCUUAGUGGGAAUUUUUAUGACCCUACCAACAACAUCCUAAACAGUGCAAGCGUGAUUAAUUACAGAAGAAAAUUUAAGAAAAUAAGAAAAAAAAAUAGACCAAAGACACUGCUGUACUGCUUGUGAGUGACCUAAUAUGCCAAGGCUUGGAUCUAUAAAUCGCAAAAGCUACUGUUAUCCGCUGGUGUUGUGUUUUCCUAUAUAACUCUUUUGCUUACGUUAAUAAGAUAUUGUCUACAUCAGUUUCCACAGCAUUAAUAAAAUAAUAGUGUACUGGGAUUUAUAAAUGCCAAGAUGUUCAGCAUAUCUUGAGGGACUGUUGUUAUUUUGUCUAAUUUUUGCUGUGUGUUGCAGCAAGUACUGAUGAUAUUAUAUUUGAAGGUUCUUCGUUUUGAUAGGGGGAAUCGAAACUGUGCUCCAUCGAGUCUUGCUCCAGUGGAUGUUCUGGCUUAGGUGAUUCGAUUUAUGCACUAAAACUGCGAAUUAUCACAGUUUGUCGAGUUUGACAUUCUUCCUAUGUUAUUCUUUUACGAUGUUUAAAAUACCACCUGUAGAAAGUUUCGCGUCUAUUUUGUAGGUUGAUUAUUAUUAUCUAUAGUCACUGUACUUGUAAUGUUGCAAACGGUUUAUAUAACUGAAGUCUGGAAUGUAAAUAAAACCAAUCCUUCAUAAAUUGUA
This is a messenger RNA of Anneissia japonica, 8738 nucleotides long. RefSeq names its product AT-rich interactive domain-containing protein 1B-like. Gene Ontology annotation, cellular component: nBAF complex; SWI/SNF complex; brahma complex. The coding region runs from base 430 to 6822 and encodes 2130 amino acids. NCBI's taxonomy places the organism in Eukaryota, Metazoa, Echinodermata, Crinoidea, Comatulida, Comatulidae. Gene Ontology annotation, biological process: positive regulation of DNA-templated transcription; chromatin remodeling; regulation of transcription by RNA polymerase II. Gene Ontology annotation, molecular function: DNA binding; nucleosome binding. The transcript is spliced from 16 exons. The record is from RefSeq and is a predicted model, not a curated record.